Nomia melanderi (Alkali bee) is the source of this 4304-nucleotide messenger RNA. It is a transcript of the gene odd, whose product is annotated as odd skipped. Gene Ontology annotation, cellular component: nucleus. Gene Ontology annotation, molecular function: RNA polymerase II transcription regulatory region sequence-specific DNA binding; DNA-binding transcription factor activity, RNA polymerase II-specific. Gene Ontology annotation, biological process: embryonic hindgut morphogenesis; regulation of transcription by RNA polymerase II; embryonic pattern specification. The record is from RefSeq and is a predicted model, not a curated record. Lineage: Eukaryota; Metazoa; Arthropoda; Insecta; Hymenoptera; Halictidae.
AUUUAGUACUGCGCCGACUCUCGAAGUAACGUCGUCUUCUUUUUUUUCCUCUGUCCUACGAGGUGUAUCUUGCUCGGCUGUGCGUCGUCCUUCGAUUCGGACACAUGACAACAGUCCGCGGGAGACGGUUUCCGCCGCUGAUCGUGAUCGAUACUCAGUGGAAAGAGGAUUCAGCUAGGAUACAGUUCAUUUAGUUUCCUGAAAUACAUUCAAGGAUUAGUCCACGUCGCGUGGACUACAUGGAGGAGAAAAUGGAGCCGUUGACACCCCCUCACACGCCGCCCACGUUGGACAGAUCGAUGCAACAGCAACAGCUACCGAUGACGUCGUCCAGGUGGAUGAGGUCCUCUCAGCAGCUAGCCGGGAGAUUCGUGCAACAACAACCAGCCACUGGCCAAAACGUUGGCUAUCAAGCUGCGUUCAUCGACAAUUGGCUGCGCGGAGCUGCACUCCUGGCUGUCAGGGGUUGUUGCCCCCAGACGACCGCCUCGCAUGCUUAUCAGCACCAGAGCCAUCAGGGACUGCAUCCCGCGUUUCCGGUACCGCCGCCGGCGUCGUUCCUCGCCAGGAGACUGCCGGGUCAGAGGCCUAAGAAGCAGUUCAUCUGCAAGUUCUGCAACAGACAGUUCACCAAGAGUUACAAUCUGCUGAUUCACGAGAGAACGCACACUGACGAACGACCGUAUUCUUGCGACAUCUGCGGAAAGGCGUUCCGCAGGCAGGAUCAUCUGCGUGAUCAUCGGUAUAUUCACAGUAAAGAGAAACCGUUCAAGUGUAGCGAGUGUGGAAAAGGAUUUUGUCAAAGCAGGACUCUAGCCGUGCACAAGAUUUUGCAUAUGGAAGAGUCUCCGCAUAAAUGUCCAGUUUGCGCCCGAAGCUUCAAUCAAAGAAGCAAUCUGAAAACUCACCUACUCACGCACACAGACGUGCCGCAGGACUUAAGAAUCGAGGUACCGGCGACAGCGGAGCCACGAAUCACCGCCCCCGCGACCGUCAAACAGAUGGCGGAUAGGGUGAGCGGCCUGACCCCCAUUCAGAGGACCAGUACGAGUGCUCCGAAACUUGGGUUCACUAUAGAAGACAUAAUGAGACGUUAAAUACUUUUUUUUUCUUAAUCCUCCGACGACCGUGCUUUAGGAGAUCCCGUGUAUACAUACAUACUUAUCAUUAAGGGGGAUUUACACAUGCUAGUAAAAAAUGUUUAGUUCGUAUGCCACUAAAUACAGCAGUGCUCGGUUAAAUUUGACAAUUUCAGAACGUAAAACAGAACGUGAACCGAACUAAGUUUUGCUGACUUGACGUAAAUUAAUGAAAUUAAAGCUUCAUUUCUUCCGAAUCGACAAAUCUAGACCGAUUUACGUCGUGUUCGGAGUGAUUUUAAUCGCAAGAAUCUCAAUAAGCUGGUACUACAUUUGAAAAGCUAAGACUGAAGCGACUGAAACUGAGAUUUUCAUCACUGUAUUCGUUUGCUGUUUUUGUUUACUGCGUUUAGAUUACACUGACAGCGCGAGCUCGAGACAGUGAGUGGUAGGGGAAAGUGGGGACGGUUCAAAAUGUAACCGAGAGGAUAGUUUAUAAUUUAACCGAGCGGAUUGUUUACAAUUUAACCGAGCAGCACUAUAGCAUGCUGCGUCGAAUGUACACAUUUGCUAGAGACGUGGUUUUGUUUACUGCUCGUACACUGCCGACAUUAGCACGCCAGAAAUUAAAUAUUGUCCUUUUUACAUCCUUUUUACAAGCUUCUUUGCAUAUAAACGCGCUAUUAGGUAUUUGAUAGCCCCAGGCAUGCUUUCAUUCAAGUUACUAGCAUCUGUAGUCUCGCCUUUAAUUGCCGGGAAGUUUGGUUAUGGGACGACAUAAACCUUACAUUGUAAGGGAAAGAAAGGUAGGUGUACCGUUGUGUUUUGUGUAAUGCAACGGAAUUUAGUAUGUUUAGUUUCGGAUAAUCUCAAGGUAGAACUGUAAACGAAACACUGGUCUUAGUUAGGACUUUUCGUCCGACCUAAUCGGUCCGACCAUUCAGACCUCCGUUGCUUUCAUAUGUCGUUUUUCCUGUAACAAACUAUACUUAAUUCAAGUCACAAGUGACUCCAACGCAGAUCCCGAUUCAGUUAGGAUUAGUUUAUAGAUUUUUAAUACAUUUAGAAAUGUGUACCAACCUGCGUGCUGCAUUAGUACAAUGGUUCUCAAUAUUCUCGCGUCAUAAACUUUCAAUUUUCUAGUGAUCGUACAAACGUCACUUGUGACCCGUUAUUUAGUGGUAGGGGAGCAUCUCGAGCGGCUAUAAUAAAAAAUUACUUUAACGUAAUUGCCUGGCACACGGUCGCCGGAGGAUUAACAUUUCUAUUUAUUUAACACUGAUCUAAACAAGGCACUAGGCAAAUUGCCGCGCAAUAAGAUUGCCAGUUGCAUUUUCUAAAGUAACUCCUACCAUUAAACGCGACUGCAGCACGCAGGUUUACAUCCUGCCGCGAGUCGCCUUGUAAAUAUGUUUGCGUCUACGUUAUUUGGCUCGAUUCCGUUCGCGACGAAAGAGAACACGAGAUUUAACCGCGCCUGUAUCCUCUCGUGAUCUGUAAAUAGCCGCGUACUUCUACUUAACUAUAAAUUCAUAAUCGUAUCGCCGAAAAGCUGCUCCAUGUUCCUUUCAUCUCGUCCGAGUAUCUUAGGGAAACGGACCGUUGGAUUCCCAAGAAUUCGUCUUGACAUUUAACGCUAGAACUACCGUGCCUAACACGAUUAACGCGUGACCUCUAAAAAAUUGAGAUUUAUAAACAAUUUCUUCGUAUUUCCAACACAGUAUGCAAGUGAAGCUAUUCCUAAAAUCAUUUCGUACAUUGAAGACUUUAAACACACCAAUAACCGCGGAAUAAGAAACUCCAGACCCUCCAUUUUGUCGGACACAGUGGUUCUAGCGUUAAAAUCAUUUUUUACCUUAACAACGUUCCGCUGCGCGCGUAAGUCUCAUAUUUCUCUCAGUUUGUAAUCGUUCAAUCGCCAAUAGCAGACUCGAACCAUGGUAGAUCGUAAAUUCGAUCACGAUUUUGCGUCGCAACGCGCUGCAACGCUAGCUCGUCCGAAGAGCUUGCGCGGGACAAAAAACGUUCGGGGUUGUGGAGGGUUGUGAGGUGCCCCGAACGAUAAGCCGAGGGAAUAGAAGACGGACUUCUCGGGGAGAACCGGACUAGAAGCAUUCUGGUCGCGGGACCGACCUGUGAAUAACGAGGCAUCGUUGUAUCUCCCGAGGCGUCAAAAUAAUUGGUCACUUCGGACGCAGACAACGAUCUGUGCCCAGGAAGCCGCAAGGUGUUUUCCGUUUAUCGGAACGUAAAUCGAGUUUCCUGGCCGUGUACGCGCGCCUCGUUUCUCUCGUCUCUACCGUAUUUUCCCCAGAAAAUUAGGAAUUCCUGAUCAGAUAAGGGGAAUAGGCGAGGGACACCUUCUGGUAGUUACCUUAGGCCCUCGCAGCUCCUGGACCGCUCGCCCCGCGCCAAUCACCAGUGACCUGUAAAUAGGCCCAAAGAUCUUUUUUCCUCUUCCACUGUUUAAAUCUAGAAAAGGUCUUAACGACAACGCAGACCACCCACGUCUUGUACAUACGCAUAGUUUAUACCAAACACCCGUGCAAGUUGCGUUUCGCCGUAUCGACCGGCGCGGGAUGUCGUGACCCGUUUGCUUCGUUGCUGGAGCAAGUCCCUGCGGGUUUCAAUAGUUCCAGAUUAUAGAUUUCGUGGUUGUAAAAAAGACUGUGCGUGAUAAGAGGUGCUUUUGAAAACUUCGGAGUACGGGAGAGUUGAUUGUUUAGGUCGAUUUUAUAGCCCUCUUGUGGGACUGCUUUUCUAGACAGUAUUUGAAGAUUUCUUUUCUUCGAAGUAGAAACGAAAAGUUUUAAGUGAUUCAUUGUUUCUUAAGUAUUUUAUUGACUUUGUAGUUAGAGAAAAUUAUUACAUGACACUGUCGCGCUUGUCAUGGAAAUUUUGUAUCGACUAGUGAUUUGAUCUUUUUGAAUUCAGUUUAGGUUAACGGUUCACAACGUUUAUUUUGGUCAUAGAAUGUAAAAUGUACCCGAUCGUCAGGAAUAAUUACCAUACAUUUUCAUAAAAAAUCUGUCAUCGUUGCAAUAUUUCUUUUUGCGUUCUUGUAUGGUGUUUUCGCUCGCUAUAUGCGAAGAUACACAUUCGUCUACCGAUUAAGUAAUUAUAGUAUGGCGCAACGAAUUCGACUGCCGGAAAGUUGAUGGGUGACUGUAUAGGGUGUAGAUACGUGGUAAAGAUACCAAAUAAAAUGUGGAAUGAGAUGAUGAU